GGCGACUGACGCGCGGGCUGCGUCACAAAGCGCGCCCGGAGCGCCGGAUUCGGGAGCAGCCAGCGCCGCGCAGCCCGUCCGUCAGAGCCGCGGGAGGCGGGCGGCGCCCACCGCGGGCACGCGACGCCCUCUGCAGGCCGCAGGCGGCAACACUGCGUGUCAGCCUCCGACUUCCGUCCCUCCCCUCCACUUCCAGGCCAGGUGUGUUCGUGUCUUCUCGGCGGAAACUGACAAUAAAGUUUUUCCUCUUCUCGCUCCCAGGAGCCCCGCCUCAACUCUAAAUAUCGCGAGAUCUGGAGGCGCGGCUACCAUGGCGGCGGCUUUUGAAGCCCCGGCGGCCUUGGCAACCGCGGAGUCGGCUAUGGCGGCCGAGCGUGUGGCUGUGCCGCUCCCGGCUGCGGAGCCGGCUCCCAGCUCCCCGUGGAGCCUGCGGACGGCUCACGACAUCGGCGGGCCGCGGACGCGUACAGGGGACGUGGUGCUGGCGGAGCCCGCGGAUUUCGAGUCGCUGCUACUGUCGCGGCCGGUGCUGGAGGGGCUGCGGGCGGCCGGCUUCGAGAGGCCGUCUCCCGUGCAGCUCAAGGCCAUCCCGCUGGGGCGCUGCGGGCUGGAUUUGAUUGUUCAAGCUAAGUCUGGCACUGGGAAAACUUGUGUAUUCUCCACCAUUGCUCUGGACUCUCUUAUUCUUGAAAACUGUAGUACCCAGAUUUUGAUAUUGGCUCCCACAAGAGAAAUCGCUGUUCAGAUACAUUCUGUUAUUACAGCCAUUGGAAUAAAAAUGGAAGGGUUAGAAUGUCAUGUCUUUAUUGGAGGGACUCCAUUAUCUCAAGACAAAACCAGACUUAAAAAGUGUCAUAUUGCUGUUGGAUCUCCUGGUAGAAUUAAACAGCUCAUAGAACUUGACUACUUGAAUCCGGGCAGUGUCCGACUCUUUAUUCUUGAUGAAGCAGACAAGCUGUUAGAAGAAGGCAGCUUCCAGGAGCAAAUAAAUUGGAUUUAUUCUUCUUUACCUGCCAGUAAACAGAUGUUGGCAGUAUCUGCUACUUAUCCUGAAUUUUUGGCUAAUGCUUUGACAAGGUAUAUGAGAGAUCCCACAUUUGUAAGAUUGAAUCCCAGUGAUCCAAGCCUCAUAGGUUUGAAGCAGUACUACCAAGUUGUCAAUUCUUACCCUUUGGCUCAUAAGAUUUUUGAGGAAAAGACUCAGCACUUACAGGAACUUUUCAGUAGAAUUCCGUUUAAUCAAGCCUUGGUAUUUUCUAAUUUGCACAGCAGGGCUCAACAUUUGGCUGACAUCCUUUCUUCUAAAGGUUUUCCUACUGAAUGCAUUUCAGGUAACAUGAAUCAGAAUCAGCGCCUUGACGCUAUGGCUAAACUGAAGCAGUUUCAUUGCAGAGUCCUCAUUUCUACAGACUUGACCUCCCGUGGGAUUGAUGCUGAGAAGGUGAAUCUGGUAGUGAAUCUGGAUGUGCCGUUAGACUGGGAGACAUAUAUGCAUCGGAUUGGCAGAGCUGGCCGCUUUGGAACGUUGGGACUGACAGUGACCUACUGCUGUAGGGGGGAAGAAGAAAAUACGAUGAUGAAAAUUGCCCAGAAAUGUAAUAUCAACCUUCUCCCUUUACCAGAUCCCAUUCCUCCUGGCCUGAUGGAAGAAUGCUUGGAUUGGGAUGUGGAAGUUAAAGCUGCCAUGCAUACGUGCAUCUUACCAAGCAUACCUACCCAGUCCACCAAAAAGCAAGUUCACAAACUGGAGAGAGCCUUCCAAACUCAAAGAAUUCCUGGUAACCAAAUGCCUUCCCCUAGAAAUACUUCUGUAUCUACAGUAUCAGCCAAAUCAAAACACAGUAGCAAACAAAAGCUUCCUGUGAAAAGCUACUCAGAGUGUGGAAACAUAGAAAAGACUGUUCCACCCGAAGAGUUGGGCUGUACCACACAAUUGGAAGAGCAAGUGAAGAGUUCUGUUCAGACCACUGUUGAGGACUCCUCCAGUAGCAGCCAGCAGCAGGCCAAAGAAGCUUCACCUGGCUCACUCCCUAAGAUUCCUUGCCUCUCUUCCUUCAAAGUCCAUCAGCCGUGCACUUUGACUUUUGCAGAACUGGUAGAGGAUUAUGAGCACUAUAUUAAAGAGGGGUUAGAAAAACCUGUGGAAAUUAUCCGCCACUACACGGGGCCUGGGGCUCAGACUGUGAAUCCUCAGAAUGGUUUUGUGAGAAAUAGACUUCCUGAAGAUAGAGUACAGAUACUGGCGAGUAGUAGCCAGUCUGGGGACUCAGAGAGUGAGAGCGAUUCUUGCAGCUCAAGGACUUCUUCCCAGAGCAAAGGCAAUAAGUCUUUCUUGGAAGGCUCUUCUGACACUCAGUUGAAAGACUCUGAAUGUCCACCUGUGGGUGGACCUCUCUCUUUGGAACAAGUUCUGAAUGGAAAUGAUACUUCAACUCAAGUGGAGUAUCAAGAAUCUCCUGAAACCCAGGUGAAGGCCAGGCAUAAAGAAGGAGCUAACCAAAGAUCUAAGCAGAGUCGGAGAAACCCGCCACGGCGCUCCUCUUACCGAGUCCAGACAGAACCCCAGGAAGAGGGUUGGUAUGACUGUCACAGGGAGACAAAUGCGAGUUUCUCUGAUACCUACCAGGAUUAUGAGGAGUACUGGAGAGCAUAUUACAGGGCAUGGCAGGAAUAUUAUGCUGCUGCUUCCCACUCAUACUAUUGGAAUGCUCAGAGACAUCCAAGUUGGAUGGCUGCCUACCAUAUGAAUACAGUUUAUCUACAAGAAAUGAUGCGUAGUAACCAGUGAUGUUAGAAUGUGCCUGAAACCAUUGACUGUCAACAGAUAAUUGGAAUGCAUUCUUCACCUAGAGCAAGUGGGGUAUGGUGGCAUUUUGGAGGAACUUGAGAGGACUCUGAGGCUUUCUACUGGGACACAACUAUUUUUCAGAUUCUUUUGACUUAGUCCAGGAAUAUUCUUUUUUUUCAAUUUCAUCAGACUUGCAAGAGAAUUUAGAACUUGGAUCUAAAGACCCCCAGGAUGUCACUUCAUGUAGACUGUUCCCAAAAGAAACCUUUUAAAAGGUGACAUAUAUGGCACUCCUUACUUAAAAAAAUAAAAAGUUAAAAUUUGAAUGUAA
Onychomys torridus (southern grasshopper mouse) is the source of this 3119-nucleotide messenger RNA. RefSeq names its product DEAD-box helicase 20 (gene Ddx20). Bases 311 to 2788 code for a protein of 825 amino acids. Gene Ontology annotation, molecular function: RNA binding; ATP binding; RNA helicase activity. NCBI's taxonomy places the organism in Eukaryota, Metazoa, Chordata, Mammalia, Rodentia, Cricetidae. The record is from RefSeq and is a predicted model, not a curated record. The transcript is spliced from 12 exons. Gene Ontology annotation, cellular component: SMN complex. Gene Ontology annotation, biological process: spliceosomal snRNP assembly.